AUGAUUGGCGUGAGUCCGCAAGGUGAGGCUCAGCAACCUGACCAGCUGCCCACUAGCCCGCGCUCUAGUGCCUGGAAUGUGCUUGAAUUUUGGGCCUUUGCUCGGUCAGGCAGCAUUUCUUUGGGGGCCACCUCGGUGAUACCUGCUGGUCUUAGUGGUCUGAAAAGAUGUUGUGAAAUCCUGCUGCUGCAGGGUCCCUGGGACAACAGGCAAGCCGUCAACAACGGACAGAUAUUGUUUGUCUGCGAAAGCUGUCGGAGCCCUUCAGGAACCAUUGGAGUGUGCCAGAUCCUGGCCCCUGAGGAAAGCAUAGAACCACCACUCGAAAUAGCCUGA
Messenger RNA from Histoplasma capsulatum G186AR, 336 nucleotides. RefSeq lists its product as uncharacterized. The record is from RefSeq and is a predicted model, not a curated record. Lineage: Eukaryota; Fungi; Ascomycota; Eurotiomycetes; Onygenales; Ajellomycetaceae. Bases 1 to 336 code for a protein of 111 amino acids. The transcript is spliced from 2 exons.